Molecule: messenger RNA, 2790 nt
Organism: Aureobasidium pullulans EXF-150
Lineage: Eukaryota; Fungi; Ascomycota; Dothideomycetes; Dothideales; Saccotheciaceae
Exons: 5
Coding region: 1-2790 (929 amino acids)
Biological process (GO): positive regulation of transcription by RNA polymerase II; DNA-templated transcription
Cellular component (GO): nucleus
Molecular function (GO): DNA-binding transcription factor activity, RNA polymerase II-specific; sequence-specific DNA binding; zinc ion binding
Source: RefSeq, a predicted model, not a curated record
AUGCAGAAGCGUCGGCGAGUGACUCGAGCUUGCGACGAGUGCAGAAGAAAGAAGAUCAAGUGCGACGGCAAGCAGCCUUGCACGCAUUGUACAGUCUAUAGCUAUGAAUGUACCUACGAUCAGCCGUCUAAUCGCCGUCGCAACCCCGCGCCCCAGUACAUCGAGGGUCUGGAGCAUCGAGUCCACCGCGCCGAGACGUUGCUGCGAAUGCUCAUGCCAGACCUCAACUUGAAUGACCCUAGCAUCGAUGUCGCUGUGGCACAAGGAUACAUACCCGGCUUCUCCAACAAGCCCGUCACCAAUGGCAGUCCAGCCACGAAGCCCGCGACUCUUCCACCUACCACUCUUACAUCUGCUCCAAGUGCAGAAGCAAAAGAUACUAACCUAGAAUCAAUGGUUCGUGCUAUUGGACAGUUAGAACUCGACGAACAAGGAAACUGGGAUUACCAUGGUCAUUCUUCUGGUCUUAGUUUCGUGCGGCGAAUGCGGGAGCAGCUGGGAGAUCUACUAGGACCCGACGCCAAGACUACUCCAUUCGUUAAAUCGAGACCAAUGUCACAGGUAUUCGAUUCUCCAAGAUCGUUGAAUCCGGAUUCGCCUGGCAUGGGCAUGGAGGGCGCAGUUCCUGGCACAGACCUUCCAUCCAGAGCCGUCGCUCGAGAUCUUUGUGAGACUGCCAUCAACGAUGCUUCUGUUCUCAUGAGAGCUAUUCAUGUUCCGACUUUCUGGGCAUCCUUCGAGCGCAUGUACAACACACCAUACGAAAACUACACCAACCAGGACCACAAGUUUCUUCCACUACUGUACAGUGCCAUGUCAGUAGGCUGUUUGUUUGGUAGUGAUGAACAGAGUCCUUUGAACCAGGCUGGUUACGAAAGUGCAAUCGACCAAGGUUUCAAAUACUUCAGAACAGCACGUCAAUUGCUCGAUAUAGCAGACUGCCGAGACUUGACUUCGAUUCAAGCAGUUCUCUACAUGAUUUCAUUCUUACAGUGCUCCGCCAAACUAUCUCAGUGCUAUGCAUAUGUAGGCGUGGCGCUGCGCUCAGCUCUUCGCAUGGGACUGCACAGAUCCAACCCAUCGUUCAGUCGCACGUUUAAUCCUAUCGAGGCUGAAACCAGAAAACGCGUCUUCUGGACCAUUCGCAAGAUGGAUAUUUAUGUCGGCGCAAUGCUGGGCUUGCCACAGACAUUGAGCGAAGAGGAUAUUGACCAGGAAUACCCCCUCGAGAUUGACGACGAGUAUAUCACCGAGGAAGGUAUACUCCCCAUGCCAGAAGGAACCACGCCACUCACUACAGUCUUCAAUGCGCACAGCCGACUAGUGGAACUCUUGAUCAAGAUUGUCAGAAACGUGUAUCCUAUUAGGGCGAAGAACGUGCAGAGCAACACUGACCGCUCCUACACUGUGCCGUUUUCGGUCAUUCGUGACAUUGAGAACGAUCUCGAAACUUGGAAGAGUAAUUUGCCUGCUGGGCUGGACCCAUGCAAUAACUCGAACCCCAAACUCACACGGGCGCAACAACUCCUUCGUAUCGCAUACGCUCAUGCUCAAGCGAUGCUUUACAGACCUUUCCUGCAUUUCGUUGCGACCGACAAGCGAUCACAUAACAUUGACCAACGUGCCUACACAUGCGCAGCUUCGUACGUAAACCUUUCAAGAAACCAUAUCCAUCUGUGCGUACAGAUGAAGCAAAAGGGGUUGUUGAACGGGGCACAUUGGUUCGUGAUGUACACAACCUUCUUUGCUGUUGUUUCAUUGAUAUACUUUGCGGCCGAGAAUCCACAAAACAUCACCACUGAAGCUGUUUUGAAGGACGCUAUCCAAGGUAAGGAGGUGUUGGCGUCAUUGGCCAAACGCAGCAUGGCGGCAGAUCGAUGUGCUACCACACUUGAGGGAAUCUUCAAAGCAUUGCCAGCUUGGGCACGCGAAGGUCGUACGAAUCCUGUUCCCUCGCGUAAGCGUCGGCAAAGCUCGACCAUCGCUCCUCCGCCGCAGAGUGCACGAAGCCACCCAGACAUCUCGGUUACUGCUAAGGAGCCGCCACCACCUCAGCCCGGCUCAGUGCAGCGAGCCAGCACAUUCCCAAACCAGGGCUCUAAUGUGUCACUCGCAUCGGCGUAUGAUCAACGCAUGUCCUUCCCUACACCCUCAAUGAGCUCAGGAAGUGGUCCAUACACGCCUACCAGUCCAGACUUCAACCAGCAGUCCCUGGUCAGUGGACCCAUGGAGACCAGCAGCCCUUCCAAUGGUUUGCUCCCCUACAACCUUCCACUGGAUAUGACAAACCCCAAUUUGCCAGAUCUGUCAGCAAUGAUGUUCCCGUCUGCAGAGCCCUUCACAUACCCCAAUCAACCCUUGACGACCUUCGAAAACAACCAAUUUGCCAAGGAUCCAAACAUGUUCAACAAUUUCAACGAGUCAAAGGUUCCGGUCAUGAUGCCAGGACAGAGCAAUGCAACGGAGGCAGACAAUCUCGAGGCUCAAUUCUAUGCUUUGCCUCCAUACAUGAUGCAGCAACAGCAGCAACAGCGACAGCAGCAGCAACAGCAGAGUAGGUGGGAAAUGGGUAUGAUGCAACAGCAGCAACAACAGCAGCAACAGCAACAGCAGCAAGCACAGAUGGCGAACUUGCGCCAAGUGUCUGGUGGGUGGGCUGGACAGCAACAACCGCUUGGACAAGGAGCAGGAUUUCCUAAUAUAAAUUUGAAUGACAUGUUUGGAGGAGAGAACGACAUAUUCGGUGGCGGUAUGCUCAUGGAUCAAGGAUACAGGGGCCCUGGAAUUUGA